Molecule: messenger RNA, 1512 nt
Organism: Penicillium canariense
Lineage: Eukaryota; Fungi; Ascomycota; Eurotiomycetes; Eurotiales; Aspergillaceae
Product: S8 family peptidase
Exons: 3
Coding region: 1-1512 (503 amino acids)
Biological process (GO): proteolysis
Molecular function (GO): serine-type endopeptidase activity
Source: RefSeq, a predicted model, not a curated record
AUGAAAGGCUUCCUUGGCCUGACGCUGCUCCCGCUGCUUGUAUCUGCAUCGCCCACCUGGACAGAAUCCAUCCACAAUGGAGCAGCUCCCAUCCUUUCCUCCGUGGGGGCUCAGGAAAUUCCGGACUCCUACAUCGUCGUAUUUAAGAAGCACGUCGGUUCUUCCGCCGCGGCCGCUCAUCACAGCUGGGUGCAGGACAUCCACACCGACAACGCACGGAUGGAGCUGAAAAAGCGCUCACUCUUCGGCUUCGAUAAUGACCCUUACCUGGGCAUGAAGCAUACUUUCAACGUAGCUGGCUCGCUGAUGGGUUAUGCCGGCCACUUCCACGAAGAUGUCAUUGAGCAGGUUCGCAGGCAUCCGGAUGUCGAGUAUAUUGAGAAGGACUCCGAAGUCCACCAUUUCGAGGACCCGGCCAUCGAGAAGAACGCUCCUUGGGGUCUGGCCCGUAUCUCCCACCGUGAUAGCCUCUCCUUUGGUAGCUUCAACAAAUACCUCUAUGCCGAGGAUGGCGGUGAGGGUGUCGAUGCCUACGUGAUCGACACCGGUACCAACACCAACCACGUUGACUUCGAGGGCCGUGCCAACUGGGGUAAGACCAUCCCGCAGGGCGACGAGGAUGAGGACGGCAACGGCCAUGGUACUCACUGCUCGGGUACUAUCGCCGGUAAGAAGUACGGUGUUGCCAAGAAGGCCAAUGUCUACGCUGUCAAGGUCCUGCGCUCCAACGGCUCUGGCACCAUGUCGGAUGUCGUCAAGGGUGUUGAGUGGGCCGCCGAGGCUCACAUCAAGAAGUCCAAGGCCGCCAAGGACGGCAAGGUCAAGGGCUUCAAGGGCAGCGUUGCCAACAUGUCUCUGGGUGGCGGUAGCUCGCGCACUCUCGACCUCGCUGUGAAUGCCGCUGUCGAUGUUGGUAUGCACUUCGCUGUUGCUGCUGGUAAUGACAACGCCGAUGCCUGCAACUACUCCCCCGCUGCCGCUGAGAACGCCGUCACUGUCGGUGCCUCCACCCUCUCUGAUGAGCGUGCAUACUUCUCCAACUUCGGCAAGUGCACUGACAUCUUCGCCCCUGGUUUGAAUAUCCUCUCCACCUGGAUUGGCAGCAAGUAUGCUGUCAACACCAUCUCUGGAACUUCCAUGGCCUCUCCCCACAUCGCUGGUCUGCUGGCCUACUACGUCUCUCUCCAGCCCGCAUCCGACUCUUCCUUCGCUGUUGAGGAGAUUACCCCCAAGAAACUGAAGAACGCUCUCAUCACCGUCGCUACCCAGGGCGUCCUUACUGACAUUCCCUCCGACACCCCUAACCUUCUGGCCUGGAAUGGCGGUGGUUCCUCCAACUACACCGAGAUUCUCGCCAAGGGUGGCUACAAGGCCGGGGCCACCAGUGCCGUCAAGGACCGCCUCGACGAGCUUGUCAGCCAGGUCGAGGAAGUCCUGGCUAAGGAGCAGAAGGUUCUGAGCCACGAGCUCGGUGCCAUCUACAGCGAGAUCAAGGACGCUGUUAGCGCUUAG